Messenger RNA from Penicillium pulvis, 1668 nucleotides. Its product is annotated as CwfJ domain protein. Bases 1 to 1668 code for a protein of 555 amino acids. The record is from RefSeq and is a predicted model, not a curated record. Gene Ontology annotation, cellular component: post-mRNA release spliceosomal complex. The transcript has 2 exons. NCBI's taxonomy places the organism in Eukaryota, Fungi, Ascomycota, Eurotiomycetes, Eurotiales, Aspergillaceae. Gene Ontology annotation, biological process: mRNA splicing, via spliceosome. Gene Ontology annotation, molecular function: RNA lariat debranching enzyme activator activity.
AUGGCUUCGAAGAUCAUUGUUCUCGGAGGUGUAAACUGCCAGUUAAAAGCAGUGUUCACAAAGCUAGCCAAAUUGCAGGUCAAACAAAAUUUCGCCUUUGCAAUUAUCGUCGGAAAUCUCUUCGGCGACUGCUCAGCAGAGAGUGAGCUGGAUGAGAUCUCUGCUUUACUCCAGGGGAGCAUAAAUGUACCCCUCCCAACAUAUUUCACAGUUGGCGAUUUACCGCUUCCAACUCGGAUAGUGGAAAAGAUCGAAGCCAAUGAUGAAGUGUGCCCGAAUCUGUACUUCCUUGGCAAGCGAGGCACCCUGAAAACUUCGGAAGGAAUUCGUAUUGCUGCUCUUGGUGGCAAGCUAGCAAGUGCAGAUUCACACAAGCCUGAGAGCAAUGCUAGUGGCAAAUUCCAAUCAACUUAUGCCGAAUCUGAUGCCCGUGCCCUUUUCGGCACCCAUAGCGCCGAUAUCCUUAUUACCAACCAAUGGCCCAAGGGAAUUCGAGUCGGGUCGAAAGCACCCCUUCCAGAAGACCAGAGCGUCUUUCCAGCUGAAGUACAGUGUGUGGCCGACGUCUGUGCCACUCUAAAACCUCGCUACCACUUUUCCGCAUCCGACCCAUUCUUCUAUGAACGAGAGCCAUUCUUCCACUUGCCGACAGAAGACAGCCCUGAUGUUAAGCCAUUGACGCGUUUCAUCUCCAUGGCUUCCUUCCAAUCGAAGCAGAAGUCGAUGUAUGCUUUCUCAUUAGACCCACAGGCUGCACCAUCGUACACAGUUCCGGUCGGUGCAACUGCAUCUCCUCUUUCCGCUCCUCAAUCUAAGCGCAAGGGACUUCCUACUCAACGGGAAUCAUUCCAACGCUUUGCACCAACAGAAGGUGAAGGCCAUCGUCCAUACAAGCGUCAGAGAGAGCGUGCUCCACCCCCAGGCCCUGACCAAUGCUUCUUCUGUCUCUCCAACCCCAACAUCGCCACACAUCUCAUCACUUCUAUCGGCGACGAAAGCUAUCUCACAACAGCCAAGGGUCCCCUCCCACCAAACGAUUUCUUCUCUUCUCUUGGCUUCCCGGGCCACAUGCUCAUUAUUCCAUUUUCGCACUCCCCAACACUAAAUUCAAUCCAAGACCCGGAAUCCCGUGCGUCUACCUACAAUGAGAUGCAGCGUUACCGCACUGCCUUGCACAAAAUGGUCACAGAUCGCUCAGGUGGCAAGCUCGGUGCCGUAACGUGGGAAGUCAGUCGUACGAAUGGAAUUCACACACACUGGCAAUUCCUUCCUGUGCCAAUCGACCUAAUCCGUGACGGACUAGUCGACGCCGCAUUCAAGGUCGAAGCCGAGAACCUCAAAUACCCCCGGUUUUCUACCAUCCCAGUGUCAGAAUCAAAGGGCGCUGAAGAAGCAGGUGACUUUUUCCGGCUGUGGAUCUGGAACUCUGUGGAUACAGAUGGGUCUGCAGAGGCUGACACAGCGGCGGGUGAGGAAAAGAUGCUAAUGCUGGAGCUAUCGCAGGAUUUCCGGUUUGAUCUUCAAUUCGGUCGUCGUGUAAUGGCCAAGCUACUGGAGCUGGAUAAGCGGAUGAACUGGAGGGAUGCGACCCAGACCGUUGAGGAAGAAGAAGCCGAUACCGCGGCAUUCAAGGAGGCGUUCAAGAAGUAUGACUUUGCCCUAGAGUAA